AUGCUGCCCGUCACAGAGCACCUGCUGUGCCUCCUGGGCCUGGAGAGGACCGCGUUCCGCUUGUGCGCCGUGUCGGCACUCCUCCUCUCCCUACUCCUCCUCCUCUUCCGCCAGCUGCUGCGGCUGCUGCGGCUCUGCUGGCGCUUCCACAUCACCUGCCGUCGGCUGAGCUGCUUCCCCCAGCCGCCACGGCGCAACUGGCUGCUGGGCCAUGCGGGCAUGUAUCUCCCAAAUGAGAUGGGCCUGCAAGAUGAGAAGAAGGUGCUGGACAACAUGCACCAUGUGAUCCUGGUAUGGAUCGGACCCAUCCUGCCACUGUUGGUCCUGGUGCACCCUGACUACAUCAAGCCCCUGGUGGGCGCCUCAGCUGCCAUUGCCCCCAAGGAUGACCUUUUCUAUGGCUUCCUGAAACCUUGGCUGGGAGAUGGGCUGCUGCUCAGCAAAGGUGACAAGUGGAGCAGGCACCGCCGCAUGCUGACGCCCGCCUUCCACUUUGACAUCCUGAAGCCCUACGUGAAGAUCUUCAACCAGUGCAGCAACGUCAUGCAUGCUAAGUGGCGGCGCCUGGCGGAGGGCUCGGUGGUCUCCCUGGACAUGUUUGAGCACGUCAGCCUCAUGACCCUGGACAGUCUGCAGAAGUGCGUCUUUAGCUACAACAGCAACUGCCAGGAGAACAUGAGCGACUACAUCUCAGCCAUCAUUGAGCUGAGUGCACUGGUGGUCCGGCGCCAGUAUUCCCUGCACCACCACAUCGACUUCAUCUACUACCUCACGGCCGAUGGGCGGCGUUUCCGGCAGGCCUGUGACACCGUGCACCGCUUCACCACGGAGGUCAUCCAGGAGCGGCGUCGGGCGCUACGCCAGCAGGGGGCUGAGGCCUGGCUGAAGGCCAGGCAGGGCAAGACCUUGGACUUUAUCGAUGUGCUGCUCCUGGCCAGGGAUGAAGAUGGGAACCAACUGUCAGACGAGGACAUCCGAGCUGAGGCAGACACCUUCAUGUUUGAGGGUCAUGACACAACAUCUAGUGGGCUCUCGUGGGUGCUGUUCAACUUGGCCAAAUACCCAGAGUACCAGGAGAAGUGCCGAGAAGAGGUCCAGGGAGUCAUGAAAGGCCGGGAGCUGGAGGAGCUGGAGUGGGACGACCUGGCCCGGCUGCCCUUCACCACGAUGUGCAUCAAGGAGAGCCUACGCCAGUUCCCGCCCGUGAUGCUGGUCUCCCGCCGCUGCACGGAGGACAUCAAGCUCCCGGACGGGCGCGUCAUCCCCAAAGGAAUCAUCUGCCUGGUCAGCAUCUAUGGGACCCACCACAACCCCACAGUGUGGCCUGACUCCAAGGUAUACAAUCCCUAUCGCUUUGAUCCGGACAACCCACAGCAGCGCUCCCCGCUGGCCUUCCUGCCCUUCUCCGCAGGACCCAGGAACUGCAUCGGACAGAGCUUCGCCAUGGCCGAGAUGCGCGUGGCCGUGGCGCUGACGCUGUUGCGCUUCCGCCUGAGCGUGGACCGCACGCGCAAGGUGCGGCGGAAGCCCGAGCUCAUCCUGCGCACCGAGAGCGGCAUCUGGCUGAAAGUGGAGCCGCUGCCGCCGCGGGCCUGA
Molecule: messenger RNA, 1596 nt
Organism: Diceros bicornis minor
Lineage: Eukaryota; Metazoa; Chordata; Mammalia; Perissodactyla; Rhinocerotidae
Product: ultra-long-chain fatty acid omega-hydroxylase
Exons: 12
Coding region: 1-1596 (531 amino acids)
Biological process (GO): ceramide biosynthetic process
Cellular component (GO): endoplasmic reticulum membrane
Molecular function (GO): oxidoreductase activity, acting on paired donors, with incorporation or reduction of molecular oxygen; iron ion binding; monooxygenase activity
Source: RefSeq, a predicted model, not a curated record